Molecule: messenger RNA, 699 nt
Organism: Lactuca saligna
Lineage: Eukaryota; Viridiplantae; Streptophyta; Magnoliopsida; Asterales; Asteraceae
Source: the annotation of a GenBank genome assembly
AUGGAAGCUGCAUCUUCCAAAAGACCAAGACAAACCAAAUCAUCUGCCCGCCGUCGGAAGCCUAGGACCCCAUCACCUCCAUCUAGAUCCCCAUCACCUCCACCUACGUCCCCAACACCCCCAGCCGACCCAUCUCAUUGUGGUGUCAUAUGGUGGCACGGCUUGUUGAGGGUCCAUGAAUUGAGCUAUAAAGUCCCAAUAGAUGAGUUUCUAUCCUCAGUUUAUUUGGACCACGGGAUCCUCUCCUUCCGUCUAAUGAAUCAAUACUAUGAGAUCUCUUUGGAUGAAAUCAAUGCCAUUGUGGGGGCCCGAACGGAAAACACAUUUGGCCCCACUGACCCAAUUCAAGGAUACUUUGACUUGACAUGGUGGACCCAACUCACCCAAUUACACCCAUAUGUCUCUAGCGCUGCUAAAGCCUCAUCACUUAUCCAUCCCGUGAUGAAGGUAGGCCAUAGAAUCAUUGCUUCGCUUGUCGCCCCUAGAGAGGAGCGAAGCACCAUCAACGCACUAGAACUCAAAAUCCUCUAUGCAAUGACCCAUCUCGAGAAUAACCUCAUUCCUCAUUAUGGUCGGUUUCUAUGCCACAAACUCAUCCGCCUAAACACAUCCCGAUUGGGAAAGAUUGUUUGCGGGGGUAUUGUCAGCAUGCUCGCCAAGAGCGCCCAAAUCCGAGCCCCAUACCCCAGUCCCCAUUAG